Scheffersomyces stipitis CBS 6054 is the source of this 1059-nucleotide messenger RNA. RefSeq names its product t-SNARE syntaxin (gene SED5). Gene Ontology annotation, biological process: vesicle fusion; intracellular protein transport; endoplasmic reticulum to Golgi vesicle-mediated transport. Gene Ontology annotation, molecular function: SNARE binding; SNAP receptor activity. The transcript has a single exon. NCBI's taxonomy places the organism in Eukaryota, Fungi, Ascomycota, Pichiomycetes, Serinales, Debaryomycetaceae. Gene Ontology annotation, cellular component: SNARE complex; endomembrane system; Golgi membrane. The coding region runs from base 61 to 1059 and encodes 332 amino acids. The record is from RefSeq and is a predicted model, not a curated record.
UCAGAAUUACAACGAUUUUUCUUCUCGUAUAGACCCGAUAUAGACACACAAGGAAGAGAUAUGUCGUUGUCGAUCCAGAACAGAACGUUUGAAUUCCAGCAAUGUGUUACUUCCUAUGAUAAAAUAAAUAGAAAACAGCACAACUAUAUCAAGCCCAAUAACCAAGAAUGGCCACCCAAAAAGCUGAAAUUCAGCCAGCAGGCUUCAAUCAUUGCUAAAGAUAUUGUACAUGUGACAGAGUUGUUGAGCAAAUUGGCACUUUUGGCUAAGAGAAAGCCUCUCUUUGACGAUAAACCAGUAGAGAUAGGUGAGCUCACAUAUGUUAUCAAACAAGAGAUCUUCAAGAUUGAACAGAACAUGCAAAAUUUACAACGGUUUGUGAAAGGAGAUGCUAGUGUAGUUGUAGACUCGCAAACGACCCAGUUCUCCAAGAAUGUGUUGAACUUGUUGAACUCUAAAAUGAAGAAUGUAUCUGGAGAAUUCAAAAAUGUUUUGGAAAUCAGACAGAAGAACGAAAUUAUGAACAAAAACAGAACCGAGAACUUUUUGUCUGCGGCCAGUAAUCACCGUUCGAGCAACAAUCCAUCGCCGCUAGUGGAGUCAGGCGACCAUCUCAGCAAUCUAGGCGAAAACCCAUAUCUCAUGAACACGCAACGAGCUGAAUCGCCCCUACCAUAUGACCCAGAUGCCGAUCCAGAUGUCUCGUAUCCAUAUUCCAACGGCGAAUACUUGUCAAUACCCAACCAGACACAACAGAUGCUACUUAUGGAAGAACAGGGUGGUCAGUAUUUGCAACAGAGAAACAGAGCUGUCGAAACGAUAGAGUCUACCAUCAACGAGGUCGGAAAUUUGUUCCAGCAGUUGGCUACUAUGGUAAGUGAACAGGGUGAACAGAUACAGAGAAUAGACGAAAAUGUGGAGGACAUCAGCUUGAACAUCCUGGGAGCACAGAGAGAGUUGUUGAAGUACUACGCACAUAUAACCAGCAACAGAUGGUUGUUCUUGAAGAUCUUUGGUGUAUUGAUAGUGUUCUUCUUCCUCUGGGUGUUGGUGAGCUGA